Molecule: messenger RNA, 2029 nt
Organism: Hibiscus syriacus
Lineage: Eukaryota; Viridiplantae; Streptophyta; Magnoliopsida; Malvales; Malvaceae
Product: WPP domain-interacting protein 2-like
Exons: 3
Coding region: 76-1932 (618 amino acids)
Source: RefSeq, a predicted model, not a curated record
UUAUCAUCACUGUAACCUUCUUCAUCUUAGAGUCUAAACCUUUACUUCCAGUCUAUGACUGCUUGAAAAAAAGCUAUGGAUUUAGGAAGCGAACGUUCUACACUUGAAUUGGUUGAGGAUAAUGAAGCCGCUCAAAACACGAUACAUCAUGCUGCUGAUGACAAAAUCAAGAUUAAGCACGCUGAUGAUCACGGGAGUAAGGAUAAUGGAUCGUGCACAAAUGAUGAUCCGACACAGAGGUCGGAUACUGAUCAAACUGACGAAUCCAAUGCUUUGACAGCUGAUAAUCAUGUAAAGGGUACUGCUGAAACUGUGCAGCCAAUGCAUUCACCUCUUGUAUCAGUUAAAUCUCCUGGUGCGUCAUCGUCUCCUACCACCAAAGGGUAUGGCUUGAAGAAAUGGAGGCGGAUUAAGCGAGACUUUGUUAAGGAUGCCACUGUCACGAUGAAGAGCGGUAAAAUAGUGAAGCGAGGUUUGACUGGUUCCGCAAAUCUGGAUCCAAGUAAACCACAACACAGGGCAUCACCUGAGAUCAAUCAGAACAGUGGAUCCCCUCAUGGACCAAUGAAUAUGUUCAUGAUGCAUAGCCCCAAUUCAGAUUCCAUGUUUACUGUUGGAGCUGCUUUUGCUUCAGCUACAGAUUCUGAAAAUAGUGAGGACCGGAGUAGCAAGUCAUCUACAGCGGCCAGUAUGCCAAAGGUCAGAUACGACCUGCCUUCAGUUUUAGGCUACGUUCAUGAGAAACACCAGAUGAAUUUAAAUGGGAACACCGUGGGUAGUUCAAGUCAAAGAGUUCAACAGGGAAGGGGUCGUGCUGAAAGCAGCAAGAAGGCCAGAGGAGUUAGGGUCAAAAUCGAGAAGGAAAACUCUCAUUCCAGUAUGGAAUCCGACUCAAGAAGCUCCAACUUUAUCUUUACGCAGGGUUCAAUUUCAGUGACAAGUAAUGGAAAGAAACAUAGAAACCCUGUGAAUUAUGAUGGGGAAAAUAGUGAUGAGGCACAAGGAGACGAACACCAGAUCAGUAAGGAAGUUCAAACUGCUUAUAGGAAAGAAAAUUCCGGUGACAUUGAGGAGCUUUCACCUGAUGAUUUAGCUGCAGGAUUGUCUUGGGAGGAUAAAGAUGAAAAAGGUGAGAAUCAUCAGCCUUCACCAGAUCAAGACCCGUUGGUCCAGUCUAUUCUUGCACUCCAGUCUGUCCAGGAAGCCCUUGAAAAUGAAUUGCACAAGCUAGGAGAUAUAGGCAAGGAACCUCUACAUGAUGGUUCAGUUAGCAUUAACGGUGUCAAUGUGGGUUCUGCUUUUGCUUAUGAGGUCAUCCAUGAAACUUGCUCAUCUGACCAAUUAGCUUCUGAAAAGAUAACAAAUGGUACUUCAGGUUCCCUGGAAACUCAGGUAUUCACCUUAACACACAAAGUAAAAUAUUUGGAGAGCAAACUGGAGGAAGCAAGGGUUGUACUUCGGGCGAAGGAAUCAAGAAUUUAUGAACUGGAAACCGUACAAAGUAGCAGGUUACAGAAGGAAUCAAGCACUGCAGAGUUGCAACAAGAUAAAUAUAGAGAAAUGGAACUGGACCUUGAGGGCCUCUUCCAACAAAAAAUGGAAUCCGAAAUCGAAUUUCUAGUUCUAACCAAUGAAAUAGAGAAGUGGAGAGGUGCAGUAUUUGAAGAACAAACAACAUUGGCUGGAGAACAAGAGCAGAUGUUGAAUAAGCUCGGGGAGGUAGAAAGCAAGGCUGUAAUGCUAAAGAAACAAGCGAAGGAGUUGGAAAAGUAUCACGGGAACAUAUUAGACGUGGAAGAGGUUCUAAAGAUGCGCGGGAGAGUAUGUAAGGUUAUGUCAUAUUUUUUCACACAACUGAUAUUACUGGUUUUAGUGUUCUUAUUCCUUAUCUGGCAGAUAUCAACCCAUUCAGAGGUGGUUGUCCCCACCUGAGUUUUAAGGAAAAUAGGUCUUUUCCCGUCUGUGACUGUAUGUGUAUUCUAAUGUGUCUAGGCAAUGAUCCAACUAAGUGGAAUCCCUUUUUACUUGA